AUGUUGUCGACGACGUUUUGCUAUAGUAGCUCGAAUCGCACGGAGACCACGUCGAACUUGACGUCGAGUGUUGGGCUCCGCUAUUCAAAUGCUUCAUCACUUCUUGCCGAUCUGCUCUCUGACUAUGAUAUUCGACUCAGACCAGGAUUUGGAGGCGAUGCACUUCUGCUCACCAUGGACAUCAUCAUCGCCUCGUUCGAUUCGAUAUCGGAAGUCGACAUGGAUUACACGCUGACAAUGUAUUUGCAUCAAUAUUGGACCGAUGAGCGUUUGAGUUGGACCGACGAGAUCGAAAUUGACGAGAUGACGUUGAAUGGCGAAUUUUCGCAACAUAUCUGGGUGCCUGACACGUUUCUCGCCAACGACAAGCACUCAUAUCUUCAUGAGGUCACCGAGCGCAACAAAAUGCUGCGAGUGAACUCGAUGGGAAAAGUCGCGUACGGAAUGCGGCUGACGUCGACGUUGAGUUGCUCGAUGAAUUUGCGCAAUUUUCCGCUCGACUCUCAAAAUUGCACUGUAGAAAUUGAGUCGUACGGCUACACGACAUCGGAAGUGCUUAUGAAGUGGAAUCAGCCGAACGCGGUGCACGGCGUCGAGCAGGCCGACGUGCCGCAAUUCACCAUCGUCGGAUGUCAGACGGAGGACAGCAUCGUCUCGACGGCGACCGGCUCCUAUCAGCGACUAUCGCUCGUGUUCCAAUUGCGUCGCUCCGUCGGCUAUUUCAUAUUUCAAACAUAUCUGCCAUGCGUUCUCAUCGUCAUGCUCUCAUGGGUCUCGUUUUGGAUAAAUCAUGAAGCGACUAGCGCCCGAGUUGCACUAGGCAUCACCACGGUGCUCACAAUGACGACAAUUUCGACGGGCGUUCGACAAUCGCUACCGCGAAUCAGCUACGUGAAGAGUAUUGAUAUCUAUCUCGUCAUGUGCUUCGUGUUCGUGUUCGCCGCCCUCCUUGAAUACGCCGCCGUCAAUUAUUCCUAUUGGGGACGAGAGCGAGGCGGCGGCGGCGGCGGUGGCGGCGCCGACGGAAAAGAUCCGACCAAUGAAUGGCCUGUGAAUGGCGCGAAUAAAGAGGAUCGCGAGAGUGCGGUGAACGUUGAGAAAUGGAUGCCUUCCGGUUUGAUUGAUGUUGACAUUUGCAAUUUUUGUCCAUCUCGCUAUGCGUAUUUUGUGUUCCAGACAAACGUCCGCAGCACGAAAAUUUGCCAACCGAAGGUUGACGAGGUUGAAAUCGAGGCCGACGAGGUGCGCAAUCGCAAGCGUGCCUCGAGCCCAAUCGCGCCGCUGUGCACGUCGAUCAACGAGGAUAUCGAUUGUCCCGACUAUCCGAGGUACUCAUCGACGUCGCUUCGAGGUGGACGACCGUCGGCAUCGAUGCACGCCAAUAACAAUAUUGUUAGAAAGCGGAAAAGUUUUAUGGCUUCGAGAGCAAAACGGCGAAUGACAUUGGCGAAAAUGAAUGUCUCGAUGAAACAAUCCAUAUCAGGAAUCGGGCGAAAAGCGAGAAAAGUGAUACCAUCGAUACGCGUGAGAGAUGUCAAUCUAAUCGACAAAUAUUCGCGGAUUGUGUUCCCCGUGUGUUUUGUGGUUUUUAACAUAUUCUACUGGGCUUAUUACAGCAUGCUCUCGGAAUACGUCUAA
Molecule: messenger RNA, 1638 nt
Organism: Caenorhabditis bovis
Lineage: Eukaryota; Metazoa; Nematoda; Chromadorea; Rhabditida; Rhabditidae
Source: the annotation of a GenBank genome assembly